AUGGACCCACAAACCAUUGUCCCUCAGCCAACAAUCACCGCCAGCCGCUACUCAUUCAACGGCGAGAUGCUUCUCAUCGCGGCCAUCAUCACCGUAUUCUUCUUCCUCCUCCUGCUCAUCGCCUUCCACCUCUACACCCGCUGGUGGCUCCGCCGCGGCGCCACCACCGCCGCCUCCCUGAGCGCCCGCGUCGUGGUCGUCUCCGAUGACCGCCGCGCCGGCCUAGAUCCGGCCGUCCUGAGCUCGCUCCCGGCCUUCGUCUUCUCCGCCGCGCCGCCGCAGGCGGCGGCGGCGGAGGGGCGGCCCCUACUUGAAUGCGCCGUGUGCCUAUCGGAGUUCGAGGAGAAGGAGAUCGUGCGCCUGCUGCCGCGGUGCGGCCACUCCUUCCACAUCGGGUGCAUCGACAUGUGGUUCCACUCCCACACCACCUGCCCCCUCUGCCGCUCCCCGGUCGAACAGCCGCCGGACCCGGCCGAGCCAUCCGCAGUCGCGGUGGUGGUGGAGGUGGCUGGCGAGGCCGGAUCCAUCAGAUCCGGGUCCGAUUCCGGGAUCUGCGUCGAGUGCCGGCACGGGGAUUGCAGCGAGAGCACGAGCGGCGGCGACGCCGUCGCCGCGUUGUCUGGCCGGCGGGGGAAAGCGGUGGAUGUGAGGAUAGAGGUGGGGCCAUCGAAGCUGGCGGAGCUAGAUACCGAGUUGACUCAGCGCUCGCCCGUGAGCCGGCUUCUAUCGUUCAAGAGAUUGCUAAGCAUGGGCAGAAAAUCGCCGCGGGCGGAGAGUAGCAGCGGCAGCUGUAGGGCCGCUGAGUUGGAUUUGGAGGGGGGACUCGGCGAGCAAUCUCGAGUUCACACGCCGAAAUGA
Striga asiatica is the source of this 858-nucleotide messenger RNA. Lineage: Eukaryota; Viridiplantae; Streptophyta; Magnoliopsida; Lamiales; Orobanchaceae. The record is from the annotation of a GenBank genome assembly.